Molecule: messenger RNA, 3998 nt
Organism: Piliocolobus tephrosceles (Ugandan red Colobus)
Lineage: Eukaryota; Metazoa; Chordata; Mammalia; Primates; Cercopithecidae
Product: general transcription factor II-I repeat domain-containing protein 2B
Exons: 16
Coding region: 421-3270 (949 amino acids)
Cellular component (GO): nucleus
Source: RefSeq, a predicted model, not a curated record
CGGUGUCCGGGGUGAGAAAGGCCCCGCCAGCAAUCCAUGCCACAAUCAGCGAUGGCUGAGCGGGUCUGGACCUCGCGGGACCGGGAUGCACGCCUCCAAGCAAAUGCACAGCGCGGCUAAAUUGGAUUCGACAGCACCGGAAACGGCGACUCCCACUUGGGGCGCUGCGGACACACGAGUCGAGGCUGCCUUCCAGGAAGCAAACAAAAAAAGGGGGGAAAAGGGGGGGAAAGAAAGAAAGAAAGAGAAAAAGGAGGGCGAGUGGCGAGCAGGGGCCUCGGCCGCCGCCCACACGCCCCGCAGCGUGCUCGUCCCCCGCGCAGGGCUCCCAGCUGCAGCCCUCGGCCAACAGCCACUCCCGGGUGGCCCAGGCCUCUGACUCCGCGGCCGGCCCGCCGCGGCCCGGCGCCCUCAGGGAUCAUGGCCCAGGUAGCAGUGUCCACCCUGCCUGUUGAAGAAGAGUCCUCCUCAGAGAGCAGGAUGGUGGUGACAUUCCUCGUGUCUGCCCUCGAGUCCAUGUGUAAAGAACUGGCCAAGUCCAAGGCAGAAGUGGCCUGCAUCGCAGUGUACGAAACAGACGUGUUUGUCGUCGGAACCGAGAGAGGAUGCGCUUUUGUUAAUGCCAGGACGGAUUUUCAGAAAGAUUUUGCAAAAUACUGCGUUGCAGAGGGGCUACGUGAGGUGAAACCUCCCUGCCCUGUGAACGGGAUGCAGGUCCACUCCGGAGAAACGGAAAUACUCAGGAAGGCAGUGGAGGACUAUUUCUGCUUUUGUUAUGGUAAAGCCUUAGGGACGACGGUGAUGGUGCCUGUUCCCUAUGAGAAGAUGCUGCGAGACCAGUCGGCUGUGGUAGUGCAGGGGCUUCCAGAAGGCGUUGCCUUUCAACACCCUGAGAAUUACAACCUUGAAACCCUGAAAUGGAUUUUGGAGAACAAAGCAGGGAUUUCAUUCAUCAUAAAUAGACCCUUCCUCGAACCAGAGAGUCAGCUGGGUGGCCCUGGGAUGGUAACAGAUGCUGAGAGAUCCAUAGUAUCAUCAAAUGAAAGCUGCGGCCCCAUCAGUGUGAAAACUGAACCCAUGGAAGAUUCUGGCAUUUCUCUGAAAGCAGAAGCUGUCGCAGUCAAGAAAGAAUCAGAAGAUCCUAAUUACUAUCACUAUAAUAUGCAAGGAAGCCAUCCUUCUUCCACAAGCAAUGAAGCAAUAGAAAUGGAAUUACCAAUGGAAGAUUCCACUCCUCUGGUGCCUUCAGAAGAACCAAAUGAGGACCCUGAAGCCGAGGUGAAAAUCGAAGGAAACACAAAUUCAUCCAAUGUUACAAACUCUGCAGCAGGUGUUGAAGAUCUUAACAUCGUUCAAGUGACUGUUCCAGAUAAUGAGAAGGAAAGAUUAUCAAGCAUUGAAAAGAUUAAACAGCUAAGAGAACAAGUUAAUGACCUCUUUAGCCGAAAAUUUGGUGAAGCAAUUGGCGUGGAUUUCCCUGUGAAAGUUCCCUACAGGAAGAUCACAUUCAACCCUGGCUGUGUGGUGAUUGACGGCAUGCCCCCGGGGGUGGUAUUCAAGGCCCCCGGCUACCUGGAAAUCAGUUCCAUGAGGAGGAUCUUGGAGGCAGCUGAGUUUAUCAAAUUCACAGUCAUCAGGCCGCUUCCAGGGCUUGAGCUCAGUAAUGUGGGAAAACGAAAGAUAGACCAAGAGGGCCGUGUGUUUCAAGAAAAGUGGGAGAGAGCGUAUUUCUUCGUGGAAGUACAGAAUAUUCCAACAUGUCUCAUAUGCAAACAAAGCAUGUCUGUGUCCAAAGAAUAUAACCUAAGACGCCACUAUCAAACCAACCACAGCAAGCACUACGACCAGUAUACGGAGAGAAUGCGUGACGAGAAGCUUCACGAGCUGAAAAAAGGGCUCAGAAAGUAUCUCUUAGGCUCGUCAGACACUGAGUGUCCCGAGCAAAAACAAGUGUUGGCAAACACAAGUCCAACCCAGAAAUCCCCCGUGCAGCCUGUGGAGGACCUGGCUGGGAACUUAUGGGAGAAGUUACGUGAAAAAAUCAGGUCUUUUGUGGCAUAUUCUAUCGCAAUCGAUGAGAUCACGGAUAUAAAUAAUACCACCCAGUUGGCCAUAUUCAUCCGCGGUGUCGAUGAGAACUUCGAUGUGUCCGAAGAACUUCUGGACACGGUGCCCAUGACGGGUACAAAAUCUGGAAACGAGAUCUUUUCGCGUGUUGAGAAGAGUCUGAAAAAGUUCUGUAUCGACUGGUCGAAAUUAGUAAGCGUGGCCUCCACUGGCACCCCAGCGAUGGUGGAUGCCAAUAACGGGCUUGUCACAAAACUGAAGAGCAGGGUGGCCACGUUCUGCAAGGGUGCGGAACUGAAGUCCCUCUGUUGUAUAAUUCAUCCGGAAUCACUCUGUGCUCAGAAGCUGAAGAUGGACCACGUCAUGGACGUGGUAGUGAACUCCGUGAACUGGAUAUGCUCCCGGGGACUGAACCACAGCGAGUUCACAACCUUGCUCUAUGAGCUGGACAGCCAAUAUGGCAGCCUCCUGUACUACACGGAGAUUAAGUGGCUCAGUCGCGGGCUGGUGCUAAAGAGAUUUUUCGAAUCGUUGGAAGAAAUCGACUCCUUCAUGUCGUCCAGAGGGAAACCCCUGCCUCAGCUGAGCUCCAUAGAUUGGAUCCGAGACCUGGCCUUCUUGGUUGACAUGACGAUGCACCUGAACACUUUGAACAUCUCUCUCCAAGGGCACUCCCAAAUCGUCACGCAGAUGUAUGACUUGAUCCGGGCGUUCCUAGCAAAACUGUGCCUCUGGGAGACUCAUUUGGCGAGGAAUAAUCUGGCUCACUUUCCCACCCUGAAAUCGGUUUCCAGAAAUGAAAGCGAUGGCCUGAACUACAUUCCCAAAAUCGCGGAACUCAAGGCCGAAUUCCAGAAAAGGCUGUCCGAUUUCAAACUCUAUGAAAGCGAACUGGCUCUGUUCAGCUCCCCGUUCUCCACGAAGAUCGACAGUGUGCACGAGGAGCUCCAGAUGGAGGUGAUCGACCUGCAAUGCAACACGGUCCUGAAGACGAAAUAUGACAAGGUGGGAAUACCAGAAUUCUACAAGUACCUCUGGGGCAGCUACCCGAAAUACAAGCACCACUGCGCAAAGGUUCUCUCCAUGUUCGGGAGCACCUACAUCUGCGAACAGCUCUUCUCCAUUAUGAAACUGAGCAAAACAAAAUACUGCUCCCAGUUAAAGGAUUCCCAGUGGGACUCUGUACUGCACAUCACAACAUGAUGGAGAGAAAACUCCUGGCAGGGCCCUAUGGUGGGAAGGGCUGGAGUCUUCUAGGCCCAAAGGAGAUGACAAAAUGAAUUAUUUUUUUCUUUUUUGAGACGGAGUCUUGCUCUGUUGCCCGGGCUGGAGUGCAGUGGCGCGAUCACAGAUCAAUGCAACCUCCAGCUCCUGGGUUGGAACGAUUCUCCUGCCUCAGCUUCCCGAGCAACUGGGACUACAGGCGUGUGCCAUCAGGCCCGGCUAAUUUUUGUAUUAAUAGAGACGGGGUUUCACCAUGUUGGCCAGGCUGGUCUCGAACUCCUGACCUCAGGUGAUCCACCCGCCUCGACCUCACAAAGUGCUGGGAUUACAGGUGUGAACCACUGUGCCCAGCCGACAAAAUGAAUUCUUAAACUUUUUUUUCAGUUUUUUUCCACUUUGAAUCAGAAAUAUAAUCUGCAGUAUCAUACUUGUUUAUAUGACAUUGUAUGCCUCACUACUCAGUAAAAAUCAAGAAAGUUUUGUUGUAGUAUUGAUACUUGGCUUUUCUUAUGCCUGGCCUGUUUCAUUCAUUCACAUUACCUGCCUGCCACCCUGAUAGGCACUGUAGCUGGCAUCUUGAAGUUUAAAUCAAUCAACAGAGAAAUAGGGAGAGAGACGUGAAUGCUUGCUUUUUGGGUUUUGGGGUUUCUUUUGAGACAGAGUCUCACUCUGUCACCCAGAUUUCAGUGCAAUGGUGCGAUCUGGGC